CGGGCGGUCGGGCGGGAAACCCAGCGAACCGGACCCUAGAAAUCCCUAGUCUCCCCCGAUCGCUCUGCCAUCCCCUCUUCGAGUCCUCUUCCUCCGUGGUUCUCCGCCCCUCCUCCUCAGCCACCGACGACGCUGGAGACGGUGGAAGAGGGCUCCUGACGGCAUAGCCUCCGUGUCCUCCUUCUCCUCUCGGAUACCAGCCAGCUAUAACUAAUUCUUGAAUGGAGAACCCAAUCAUGGAGAGUCCACAGUCAGCAACAUUUUCUUCUACUGAUGUUGAUCAUCACUCAGAGAAUAUGAUCCCGCAUCAUGCAAAUGAUGAGGAGGCCGAGCCAAAAUGUGAUGUCAGUGUUGAAGAAAUCAGAAGUAUAAUGCAGGUCAUUGCUGCAACUGGAAAAUUCUGGCAUGAUUGGGACAUGCUGAAAAGCUUGCUAUCAUUUCAGCUAAAGCAGGUUUUGGCAGAAUACCCUGAAGCCCAAAUGGUCAGUGGUGUUGAGUCACAACAGAGUUCUUUAUCAGGCGAAACAUAUCCAGAGUUAGUAAAAUGGCUGGAUGAAGCUCUAUUAUGUUUUGUGGAAGGUCCUCCGUUUACGCUGCAAAGACUCUGUGAGAUUCUUCUGAACCCAAAAGGCACAUAUACAAAUCUCUCGAAGCUUGCAUUGGCCUUGGAAAAGGUUAGUUAGCAGAAGCUCUUUUGGCAGGUUGAUACAUGCACAAUAGUUCUGGAAAAAGUCUUUUAUUUUGUACGUUAUAGACUCUACAGGUACAUCUAGCUGCUUGUAAUUUCUAAACAUUUGUUAAUUUGUAUAAUAACUUUGACAUACAUUAUCCCUUCUUUGCAUAUCAAUUUUAAUUUAAAUCUGAACUUUUCAGUAACUCUUCGAAUUUGUGCCAGCUGAAAUAGAUUAAGCAGUUUAAUGUUUAUGGAUAGUCUUCAAU
Messenger RNA from Phoenix dactylifera (date palm), 939 nucleotides. NCBI's taxonomy places the organism in Eukaryota, Viridiplantae, Streptophyta, Magnoliopsida, Arecales, Arecaceae. The record is from RefSeq and is a predicted model, not a curated record.